AUGGCUCAAUUAAGAGCAUUAUUACCUCCUUUAUCAGUUAAAACAAUAUUCACAUGUUUUCUCUGGUAUCUGGUUUCGUCACUCACUUCACAAUUAACAAAAGUCAUACUUGUUAAAUUUCAGUAUCCACUAUUUUUGGGACAGUUUCAAUUCCUUAUGGGGGCAAUUUUAGCCCUAAUAGUUAUAACGAUAUGCAAGAGGUUUCCAGGUCUUUCUGACUACUUUCCUUCAGGAAGUGUUCCUAUAGAAAGUGAUAAAGCAAUUUUCAAUAAGUCUAUUUUAAUCAAAAUAUUACCUUUGGGGCUAUUUCAGUUCACAGGAAAAUUUCUAUCAUUAAGCGCAACAUCAUUGAUUCCAUUGUCAACUGUCUCUAGUAUUAAAGCCUUGUCGCCGUUGUUAAUUGUUGGUGGGUAUCGAAUUAUAUACGGUGUGAAGUUUCCAUUCGUUACAUAUCUAUCAUUGACACCUUUGGUUGGGGGAGUAAUCUUGAUAAUUACUUCAGACUCAUUGAAAAAUCCAAAAUCAAAUGAUAACUUGUUAUACAGUGAUAACAAGGACAUUGAUUACAAGCAAAUGAAAGGAAUAAUAUUUUGCAUAUUCAGUUCCAUCAUAUUUGCAGUUCAGAAUAUAUACGGAAAACAAUUGAUAACAUGGGAUUCGAACGUCAGUUCAUUGAAUCCUACAUCUUUGGUACUAGACACAGACCCUAGUAGACCUGGUACUCCUUCUUUAGGUAAUGAGGGUAGGUUUGAACCAGAUGACAGAUUUAUGCACAAGAAGAAACAUUUCAUUCGCCAAAGAGCUAACUCUGUUAGGCUACCAUAUUCUACGUCAGAUUUGAAAUUAGAUGAAAAAUCUGAAGAAGUAAACCUAAGGAACUCUUCUUACAGUGUGAUGGCUGAGCAAAAUAGAGAAGUAACUAGUUUGUGGAGAUCACUAUUCAAAACGGAAGCGAUUUCCAAGCCCGAUAAAAUGACCAUAAUAUUAUACUGCUCAUCAAUAGGGUUUCUUAUAUCCUUUUUGGGAUUUUUAUUCAAAGAGUUAGCUCCAAUCUUGCGAAAUGUUGACGAUGGCGACGAUCACAGGGUCCUUGAAACGACAAGCGAUAUAAUUACUAUUUUUGUUCUUAUACUAUUGAAUUCAAUAUCUCAUUUUUUUCAAACCUUGUUGGCACUUCAUUUGUUAAGUCUGAUUCCCGCAUUGUCUUAUUCAAUAGCCUCCAUGAUGAAAAGAAUAGUAUUGAUUACGGUUAGCAUUGUGUUCGUUAUGGGCUCAUCUUCUUCACAGGAAGGGAAGUUUGGUAGUAUGACCCGAGAACAGCUUCAAGGAUUAGUUCUAAUCGCAGUAGGGCUCUAUUGCUACGAUAAAUGGGGGUCAAAAAGUCUCAAGUCUGAUCGCAUAUAG
Molecule: messenger RNA, 1404 nt
Organism: Priceomyces carsonii
Lineage: Eukaryota; Fungi; Ascomycota; Pichiomycetes; Serinales; Debaryomycetaceae
Exons: 1
Coding region: 1-1404 (467 amino acids)
Biological process (GO): phosphoenolpyruvate transmembrane import into Golgi lumen
Cellular component (GO): Golgi apparatus; endoplasmic reticulum
Molecular function (GO): phosphoenolpyruvate transmembrane transporter activity; antiporter activity
Source: RefSeq, a predicted model, not a curated record